Messenger RNA from Gadus macrocephalus (Pacific cod), 7761 nucleotides. RefSeq names its product ADAM metallopeptidase with thrombospondin type 1 motif, 9 (gene adamts9). NCBI's taxonomy places the organism in Eukaryota, Metazoa, Chordata, Actinopteri, Gadiformes, Gadidae. Gene Ontology annotation, cellular component: extracellular matrix. The record is from RefSeq and is a predicted model, not a curated record. Gene Ontology annotation, biological process: extracellular matrix organization; proteolysis. Gene Ontology annotation, molecular function: metalloendopeptidase activity; zinc ion binding.
CAGGCUCCCUCACUCCACCACUAGCACUUGUCUCGUUGAGCCCGCCCCUUGCUCGGGAGAGCUCGAGCCUUGUGGCAGCCGCAGAGCCCACCACCACCACCAGUUGACUGUCUGAGCAAACCCCACUCCUCUUUGCAGUAUGCAAUGUUGUCCAGGGAUUCCGCAAAACGUUCACGUCCUGGUCCCGCCAGUUUACCGGCCAGAAACAAGACUUGCGGAUAACGGUAUUGGAUGUGGCACCCAGACUGUAGGCGCUUGAGCGAGGGAACACGCUGGAGUGAGCGGAGCACGGUAUUCAGCCUGCCGCUCUCCACAAUGUGGAUAAUCAUGCAUGUGCUCUUCGGGGGGCUAGGGUUUCUACUGGUCGCUGAUUUACUGAAUACGGUGGCAACCACGGAGAUAUUGCAUGUGAAUACAAGCAGAGUGGCAUCAGAGGAGCUCCGCGCGUAUGAGAUUAUUACCCCGGUGAGAGUGAAUGAAGCAGGCGGCCAGUUCCCGACGAGUGUGCACUUCAAGAGGAAGCGGCGUAGUUUGGACCGGGACGCCAGCAACACCACGGACCAAUGGGCCUCGUCCAACAUCCACUACAGGAUAUCUGCGUUCGGGCAGGACUAUCACCUGAACCUCACGCUGGAGUCUGGAUUUAUCGCACCGAUGUACACCGUGACCGUUCUUGGAGUACCGAGAGGAGGGAGCAACAUAACGGAUUUCUGGGGUGGAGGAGGAGAGGGGGAAGUGGAUGAGGAGGACACCGAGUUGAACCACUGUUUCUAUAAAGGACAUGUGAACGCUCACGCAGAACACGCCGCGGUCAUCAGUCUUUGCUCCGGACUGCUGGGCACAUUCACGUCUCUGGAAGGGGAGUACUUUGUGGAACCCCUCCACAGCUACGAAGGAGAGCACUAUGAGGAAGAACACAUGAAACCUCACAUUGUGUACAGGAAGAGCGCUCCCAAGGAGAAGAGGGAGGGGGAGGAGCCGGCCUGUGACACCUCAGGUCACAAACACAGACACAAGAGGCACAGGCCCAGGCGCCCAGGGGCCGGGGUGACCGGGGCCCCCGGCCUGUCCCCACCCAUCCUGGGGAGCGCCAUCCUCAGCGACCUGGAGAGGCUGAGCUCCGGGCUGCUCGGCGGCGCCCUGACCCGGGCGGAGAGCCCCGCCGGCAGGGUGGCCAGUCGAGCGUCAAACGACGGCAGCGGCGACUCGGGACCCCACCGGAGGUCAAAGCGCUUCCUCUCCUACCCACGCUUCGUUGAGGUCAUGCUGGUGGCGGACAGCAAGAUGGUGGAGCACCACGGCAGCAACCUCCAGCACUAUAUCCUCACGCUCAUGUCCAUCGUGUCCUCCAUCUACAAAGACCCCAGCAUUGGAAAUCUGAUCAACAUUGUGAUCGUGAAGCUGGUCAUAUUAAACAACGAGUUGGACGGUCCAGUCAUCUCUUUUAACGCACAGACCACGUUGAAAAACUUCUGCAUUUGGCAGCAGAGUCAGAACAUUGUGGAUGACAGCCACCAUUCACACCACGACACAGCCAUCCUCAUCACCAGACAAGACAUCUGCAGAGCCAGGGAUAAGUGUGACACUCUGGGCCUUGCAGAGCUGGGUACUGUGUGUGAUCCGUACAGGAGCUGCAGCAUCAGUGAGGACAACGGACUCAGCACUGCCUUCACCAUCGCCCAUGAGCUUGGCCACGUGUUUAACAUGCCCCAUGAUGACAGCAACAAGUGUAAAGAGGAUGGAGUGAAGAUCCAGCAGCACGUGAUGGCCCCCACCCUAAACUACAACACCAACCCCUGGAUGUGGUCCAAGUGUAGCAGGAAGUACAUCACAGAGUUCCUUGACACCGGGUAUGGUGAGUGUUUGCUGGAUGAGCCAGUCUCUCGGCCAUACAGCCUCUCCCAGCAACUGCCGGGGCGCAUAUACAACGUCAAUAAACAGUGUGAACUGAUUUUUGGGCCUGGGACACAGGUGUGCCCUUAUAUGAUCCAGUGUCGCAGGCUGUGGUGCAUGAGUCCAGAGGGGCCGCAGAGGGGCUGUCGUACGCAGCACAUGCCCUGGGCGGACGGGACAGAGUGCUCCCCUGGAAAGGCAACUAUCCCACUGCACUGCAGCUAUGCCAUAUAUAGCCCUGGCCAAACCUAGCCCCCCCCCCCCCCCCCCAGCCUAGCCCACGAGCCAUGCACCGUGACCCAUAAGACACAUGUUUGCGUGGGUGAAUGCGUGAGGACUGGCGGCUGGCUGGAUGGUCGUUUAUCAUGGCGCCCCUUCCCCCCCAGGCCAAGGAGCGGGGGGCAGUACUGCGUGGGCCGCAGGAUGAAGUUCCGCUCCUGCAUCGAGCCGUGCUCCAAGCAGAAGAAGGACUUCAGGGAGGAGCAGUGCGCCUCCUUCGACGGCCGGCACUUCAACAUCAACGGCCUACCUCCAAACGUCCGCUGGGUGCCCAAGUACAGCGGCAUUCUGAUGAAGGACAGGUGUAAGCUGUUCUGCAGGGUGUCCGGCAGCACGGCCUACUACCAGCUCAGGGACCGGGUCACAGACGGCACGCCGUGUGGACCAGACACCAAUGACAUCUGUGUCCAAGGCCUGUGCAGGCAAGCAGGCUGUGACCACGUACUCAAUUCCAAAGCCAGGAGGGACAAAUGUGGCGUGUGCGGAGGCGACAACUCCUCUUGCAAAACCAUUGCAGGCACCUUCAACAUUGUCCGCUACGGAUACAAUGAGGUGGUGCGAAUUCCAAGCGGCGCGACGAACAUAGACGUGCGUCAACACAGUUACUCAGGGAAACCAGAAGAUGACAACUACCUUGCCAUCUCAAACAGCCGGUCAGAAUACCUGCUCAACGGGGAGUUUGUGGUGAGCAUGUUCAAAAGGGAAAUCAAAGUGGGCAACGUGGUCAUCGAAUACAGCGGCUCGGACCACGUCGUGGAGAGGAUCAACUGCACUGAACGCAUCGAGGAGGACAUCAUUGUUCAGGUGCUGUCGGUGGGAAACCUUUACAACCCAGAUGUGAGGUUCUCCUUUAACAUCCCCAUCGAGGACAAACCGCAGCAGUUCUUCUGGGACGCCUACGGACCUUGGCAGGACUGCAGCCGCCUGUGCCAAGGGGAGCGCAAGCGGAAGAUAGGAUGCAGCCGAGAGUCGGACAGGGUGGUGGUGUCGGAGCAGAGGUGUGACGGGACAGCCAGACCUGCAGUGAUCACCGAGCACUGCAACACAGAGUGCGAACUCAGAUGGGAGGUGGCCCGUAAGAGCGAGUGCACGGCGCAGUGUGGCGUGGGCUACCGCACCCUGGAGAUCCACUGUGUCAAGGUCAGCCACAGCGACGGCAAGAGCCAGAAGGUGGACGACCGCUACUGCAGCAACCAGCACAGGCCAGGGGACAAGGAGGGUUGUCACGGGGACUGCAGCCCGGGGGGCUGGGAGUACUCGUCCUGGUCCGAGUGCACCAAGACCUGCGGGGGGGGCACCCGGCAUCGAGGGGCUUCGUGUGGGACCGAUGAAAGCAAGUGUAACCAGAGGGACAAGCUGAAUGUCCAGCCCUGCAACGAGUUCCUCUGUCCACAGUGGAAGACCGGUGAAUGGUCUGAGUGCCUGGUGACCUGUGGGAAGGGCUACAAGCACCGGCAAACCUGGUGUCAGUUUGGUGAGGACCGGCUAGACGACCGCUUCUGCGACUCCUCCAAGCCUGAGUCUGUGCAGUCCUGUCAGCAGCAGGAGUGUGCGUCCUGGCAGGUCGGGCACUGGGGACAGUGCACGACCUCGUGUGGCCAGGGCUACCAGAUGCGGGCGGUGAAGUGUGUGGUGGGCUCCUACGGUGGAGUCAUGGAUGACAUGGAGUGCAACGCAGCCACACGGCCCACCGACACACAGGACUGUGAGCUGGCCCAAUGUCCCAGCAGCCACCCUGUCCCACCAGGCACCAAGACUCCCUCCAACCAGGGACACAAGACACAGUGGCGGUUUGGCUCCUGGACACAAUGUAGCGCAAGUUGCGGCAAAGGCACGCGGAUGCGCUACGUGAGUUGCCGCGACAACCAGGGCGGGGUCGCGGAGGAGUCUGCCUGUGCCCACCUCCAGAAGCCUCCGGCGCGGGAGGUGUGCACCGUGGUGGCGUGCGGACAGUGGAAGGUUCUAGAAUGGACCGCGUGCUCGGUGUCCUGCGGCCAGGGGAAGACCACGCGUCAGGCGCUGUGCGUUAACUUCAACGACCAGGAGGUGAACAUGUCCGAGUGUGACCCGGAAGACCAGCCCCCCAUCGAACAGGACUGCGCCAUGUCCCAGUGCCCGUCCCGCUCCGGGGACCCCCGCUCGCUGCCCUCCCUGCCCGGCGGGGGCCCCAGGAACAACCUGCCACGCUCCCAGGCCGACCAGUGGAGGACGGGACCCUGGGGAGCGUGCUCCAGCACGUGCGCGGGGGGGUUCCAGCGCCGGGUGGUGGUCUGCCAGGACGAGAACGGCUACUCUGCCAACAGCUGUGAGGAGCGCAGCAAGCCCAUCCAGCAGCGCUCCUGCGAGUCCGGGCCCUGCCCGCAGUGGGUGUACGGCAACUGGGGAGAGUGCACCAAGCCGUGCGGAGGCGGGGUGAAGACCAGGCUGGUGGUUUGCCAGCGCCCUAACGGCGAGCGCUUUAACCACCUGAGCUGCGAGAUCCUGGACAAACCGCCGGAUCGCGAGCAGUGCAAUACUCAGUCGUGUUCGGCGAACCCGCACUGGAGCACGGACCCAUGGAGCUCGUGUUCGGCCUCCUGCGGAAAAGGCUUCAGGAACCGCCCGGUGAGCUGUGUGACCGGGUCAGGGCUCCCUCUCCCGGAGGAGGACUGCCGGCUGCGGCCCAAGCCUGCCAGGCAGAGGCGCUGCCGCGGGAGCCGCUGCCCCAAGUGGAAGACGGGCGGCUGGGCAGAGUGUUCAGCGACAUGUGGCACCGGUACGCAGCGGCGCGAGGUCUCCUGUCGGCUCGGAAACCGGCGGAGUCCAGACGGGACAGAGUGCUCCCAGCGCUCGCGACCGGCUUCCGGUCAGCCGUGCAGCGUUACCGAGUGUCCCUCGCUGUACCAAUGGCGGGAAGAGGAAUGGCAACCAUGCAGUAAGUCAUGCGGGACGGGCCAUCGGCGACGGGCCUUGCAGUGUGUGGACCAGCUGGGGAAAGAGGUCCAUGACAUGUUCUGUGCAAGCCAGGUCCGAGCCCCGGACUCGGAGCCCUGUAACAGCCACCCUUGUGAUUUUGUCUGGGUCACCGGGGAUUGGACUGACUGUUCAGCCAGCUGUGGCGAGAGCUUCCGCCGGCGUCUUGUUUCCUGCAGUGAGGUGCAUUCUGGGAAUUCUGACAACUAUGAGUACGGACAUCAGUCUUCUUCAAACUGCCCCGGGACGCGCCCUGAGAGCUACUCGCCCUGUACUGUGGGCCCCUGCCUGGCGCCGCAGGAAUGGAGGGCCGGAACCUGGGGGCCGUGCUCGGUGAGUUGUGGUGCUGGGGUGAUGGAGAGGAAUCUACAGUGUGAGACGGCAGACGGUCAGCAGGUCACCAGGUGUUCCCCUGACGCCAUGCCAGAGAGGAGGAAGGUCUGCAGCAACCUGGACUGCCAUUUGCCUGUGAGCUGCCGGGACGUCCAGAGACUGCAUGGACGCGUCCCAGAUGGCGAGCACUUUCUCAGAAUUCAUGGGAAAGCACUCAAGGUCUACUGUGCUGGCCUCCAGACAGACACGCCGCAGGAGUACCUCACCCUGACCGCUGGGGAACGGGAGAACUUCUCUGAGGUCUUUGGCUUCAGACUGAUAGACCCCACCCAGUGUCCAGCAAACGGCUCGAUCAGAGAGGACUGUGAGUGCAAGAAGGACUACAGCACCGCUGGCCUCUCCGCCUUCUCCAAGGUCCGCCUGGACCUCAGCAAGAUGCACAUCAUCACCACAGACUGGCAGUUUGCAUCCACCCAUGAAGGCCAGCGAGUUCCCUUUGCAACAGCUGGAGACUGCUUUAGCGCCGCCCGCUGUCCACAGGGGCAAUUCAGAGUUAACCUCUCAGGUACAGGCCUGCAGGUGACCCAGGACGCUCACUGGAUCAACCAGGGCAACUAUGCAGUGGCUGAGAUCAGUAGAUCAGAGGAUGGCAGCAGAGUUACAGGAAUGUGCGGCGGAUACUGUGGAACAUGUACUCCCUCCUCCUCCAGCCUAGCAGUCAUACUGGAAUAGAAUCCACCACAUCAAACAGGUCUUUUUCAGGUGUUCAUAUCGGGCCAGUAGGUGCCUUCCUGUUCAGUGGUGCUAAAGCUGUCUCAGUCACAGUCUCUACUCUGUCCACCAGAUGUCCUCGUCUCACACAAUGUGUACAUAAUGUAAAAGAAUAUGCUGUAAGUACUGUAUAAAUAUAUUUAUUAUAUAAUGCUUUUCUUUCCUUGUUAUAUCAUAAUGUAACUUGUUUGUUAAAUUGGCGUGUGUGAGGCAAAACCUGCUCUAUGUUGUUUAUUUCUGGCAAUAUGGGCCAUUUUGUCUUGUUGAAGCCAUUGUGGUACAUCCACACAUCCACUGUUCACUAGUGUUGGUAUAGCUAUAAGUAGCAAAUCUUCUGAUGUUGAUUGGCUGCUGGUCACCAUCCUAGUUUGUCUCUAUCUCUGCUCACUUUCUCAGCUCAAACUGCCCUUUAUAGCAUCACACUGUUACCCACUCACAGUUUGCCAGUGUUACCAAGGUAUCACCCAAUCAAAGCCUUUAACGAAUACCUCAUGGGCAGCUAUGUUCAGUCUUGUGCUUUUCUUCUACAGUAAUUGUAGACUGACUGCUGUCUCUAUUCUUGAUACUGUGUAUCCAAUAGUGGAGAACAUCUGUGUGUCAGCAUUGUUAUGACAGUCUUACUCUGGGAAAUACUGUACACAUAGUCUUAUGGUCAUGGUGCUACUAAUGUUGCAUAUAUGAGGAGGCAAGACAUGUGCUAAACUUUAACACUAAUACACCUGUCUAUAUACACUCUAUAUACUGUAUAUAUACACACUAUAUAAAACAUUAAGGAGAAUAUAAUUAUAUUAUAUUAUGUUAUAGUAGGAAUUAUAUAUAAUUCCACAAACAUCUUCUUUGCAAUCGUUCACAUAUUUAACACAGAAGCAUGUUCAUACACUCACACACACAAGGGGCAAGCGCACACACACACACACACACACACACACACACACACACACACACACAUAGUGUACACACAGGCACAAUUGACCGUUGACACGGGAGUACGGCUCAGCGGGCUCAAGGCACCGUCGGGAUGAGACGGGCAGACAUCAGAGGGGGAUCACGUCCCCCCUGUGGGGGGGGGGGCCUGUCUCUCAGGUGGAGCACAGGGACACAAGGGAGAGCUAGCAACGUUUAGCCUUUAGCCACGCAGUCAGAUCUGUAGCGCUGGAGCAACAUGAAAGAGCUCUGCGUGCACCUCAGGCCAGGCAGGACGCGUCGGCCUCCAGCCGCUCUCUCCAGCGGCCCAGUCUGUCCACGCAGCCUUGAGCUCCGUGUCUGUCUGGCCACGCCUCCUCACGAAACACUUGUGAACGGUACCUCACGUCCCUUUUGUAUCCACCGUUGUGUUCAACUCAUCGCUGCCCACACUUAUGCGUUUAACUUUUGCAGCAAUAUCAGGGUACUUAUAUCGUUUUUUUUUACUUUUUUUGUGUUCGUUUUUUUACUUAUUGAGAACAAUUUUUGAGGAACCAUAUGUACGUUAUACAUUUUGUGAAUUAAGGUCUGAAUAGUCUUUGAAAUGGAAGCAGGUCAUGUAAAAUAACA